Molecule: messenger RNA, 3456 nt
Organism: Pocillopora verrucosa
Lineage: Eukaryota; Metazoa; Cnidaria; Anthozoa; Scleractinia; Pocilloporidae
Product: integrator complex subunit 4
Biological process (GO): snRNA processing
Cellular component (GO): integrator complex
Source: RefSeq, a predicted model, not a curated record
AUCAUGGCGCCCGAACCAGAUUUUAUGAUACCUCCAUAUUACUCACCUUUUUAUGCCUGAUCGUACAUCAUUAUCUUAAAAGAAACUAUGAAGAGGUCAAACCCCGACUAUUCCACUACUGUCGUGGAAGAAAAGCCCUUAGAGACGCUAGAUUAUGGCACUCAAAGUCAGCCAGUGCUGAAAUUGAAGAGGGGUCGACAAGCUCUCGAUGCUUCCAAGAGGCUCGCGUUUGAACUAUCACAGUUUUCUACACAACAAGAAAUCCUUCAAACUCUUGUAGAUCUCGAAAAAGAGCUUCCUUUAGAGUCUCUAGAAGUUGUGGAAUUCGUCAUUAGAUCUUUGUGGGAGAGGUUUUACGAGACUGAAGACGCUGCAGUUAGAGUGAAGGUCAUUUCUUUGCUUGGAAGUGUGGCGAGAUUUCCCGGAGUUAAUGUCCAUGCGAUCGCUGAAGAGUUGAUCAAACUACUAAACGCAAAGGAUGAAGAUAAGACUAAAGAUUCUCAGAAAGUACGCACUCAAAUAUUCAACACUCUUUUAACACUGGGCAGACUUUUAGAUCAGGAGGCAAAGAUCAUUCACCACAUUGAGAAGGGUGCCAUUGAGCAUCUAAAAGACCCUCAUUUUUCAGUGCGCUGCCAAUGCCUUUGCCUGAUUGGUCAUCUGAAUCAAGGAUUAGAUGGCGGCCCAAGCAAGUUGGAGUCUGAACCACAGGUUGGGGCACAGAACUUGUUAGCAAGUUUUGCAAAAGACAGUGACCCCAGAGUACGAACAAGUGCUUUGCAAGCCCUACUAACACUGCAUGACAGAGGACAGAAACUGGACAUUGCAGUUUAUGAUCAGGCAUCGCUGGCUUUGAAUGAUGACUAUGAGGAUGUGCGAAUGGCAGCAAUUAAGUUAGUUUGGGUUUUCAGUCAGGCUGAUCCUGAAAGGACUGUAAAAUUACCGUCAUCUGAUGAGGUUCGCCUGGUGGACGAUGCUUUUAUAAAGAUCUGUCACAUGGUGAAUGAUCUCUCCAUGACUGUCCGAAGAGAGGCCGCUGGUUUGCUUGGCUCUCUCCAUCUCGUCAGUCAAAAGUUUCUGGAACAGACAUUGGAUAAGAAGCUCAUGUCUCAUCUUAAGAGAAAGAAAACGGAACACGAAAAGCGAAGAGAGAUUCACGCUUCAGGCGGAGCAGAUAGUGGUGCGUGGAGCACGGGACGCACGUGGGGCGACAAGGCACCUGAACCUGAAAUUGACCCGGAGGACGUGAGUCUAAUGAGUAGCGGAGCGUGUGGCGCGUUUGUGCACGGUUUAGAAGACGAAUUCAUGGAGGUACGUUCCGCGGCUGUGGAUUCUCUUUGUGAGCUGGCCUAUCGCAACUCAUCUUUCGCUGUGCAGUCCUUAGACUUCUUGGCUGACAUGAUGAAUGACGAGAUAGAAAGCGUCCGGCUCAGUGCUAUCAACAGCUUGCGCAAAAUCAGCGAGCACAUUCAACUGCGUGAGGACCAGUUGGAGACGCUGCUCGGUGUUCUGGAGGAUUUCUCAGGGGACACCCGAGAGGCUGUCCGUGAGUUGCUAUGUCACUGUGUGUUCGCUACAAGGGCGUGUCUUCAUGCUGCUAUUCAUGCGUUGCUCGGAAACCUGUCAAAAUAUCCUCAGGAUAAAUCGUCCAUAUGGAGGUGUUCAAAAUUUUUGGGUGAAAAGCAUCAACAUAUCGCUUCCUCGCUUGUGCCUGAACUUCUUUCUACGCAUCCGUUUUUUGCCACCCCAGAGCCGUCCAUCGAUGACCCGGCAUACGUCGCAAUUCUUAUCCUCGUGUUCAACGCAACAGCCAAAAGUCCCACAAUGUUAGCUAUGUUCCCGGAUCACACCAAUCGACAUUACGCUUACUUGCGGGACAGUCAACCCGACCUCGUCCCGCAACUUGUUAACGAGAAGAGCGUUUCAGAUUUGGAUAGUAAAAGGUUUGAAGAUGGAGGAUCACAAACUGCUAAGGACUUCUUUGAAAGCGUGCAACUGCGACUUCGACACGUCACAUCACUCAACCCAGUAAGCAAACAACAAACAUUGAAAACAGCCAUUCAAGACCUUAAGCACGUGAAGAGCAUCGAUUCACUACUCAGCGCCGAUGCAGAAUGUCUUUGCCUUUAUCUCCAAUGCAAACUGAUGAUCGUUCAGGCUCAGCAAGACAAGAUGUGGACUGUUCCAGCGGCAUUAUGUACUCACCAAAGCUCCGGUCUUAAAUCCCUGGUUGAAAACAUCCUGUCAACAUCGUAUCGCGUUGAACAUACCUUCACUGGUUUGGAUUCUCAGCAAAUCUUCCUUCUUCGACAACUGAGACUCAUUGCGCAUGCAUUGCAGAUCUUAGUCACGCAGCGAUCUAGCCGGACUAACGAGAGAAACUUAAAUUCCAUGCUACAAGUUUGGGAAUCGUUUUUGAAUAGAAUAAAAACCUUCUCCAACUUCAUCAACACAGAGAACAUCAACACGGAUGCUUUCUGCGCAGAGGUAGUUUCGUUUCCCGGUUUCUUUGAGUCUAACAUAACAAAUCCAGCCGGAGUUGUGGAUUAUGUUCAAUCCAUUAUGCUUUCUCAUGAAGUCCCUUGCUUGGAAUUGCACUCCAGUCUGAGCCAGGCAUCUGCAGUACUAAACGAACCCCGCGGAGGUUCGGAUAAUCCACUUUGCUUUUCUGCGGGCCUUACACUUGGUGUCAAUGUUGAAGCUAUAUUGGAGAACGUCCCUGAUGCGACCAAAGUUAAAGUGCAGGUUGUGUUUCCUGAUCUGAGGUGUCACUGGUUUAUUCCCAAACGGGACGAUAUCCAUGUGCUUUCUCCAACGAAGCAGCGACUUGCCACGACUGUCAUCUUGUCGCACAGGGGAUGGUCAGAACCUGGUUUGGUAGAAGUGUCCUUGGUUCUCAAAUACACACCUGACGUUGAUGAAGAAAGUGUGCUGAAACUAUGUUCACGUGAAGAUAGCUCCACAGAUGAAGAGACGCGGGGUAUAAAGCAUACGAAAAGCGCCAAGGACAGUUUGGUCGACGGCGUAAUAAAUCUUUGUUCACCAGUUCAAGUAUGUAUCAUGCCAAAGGCGCUAAGAUGAAAACGGACUGGUUGGAUCACAACCUUCGAAAGCUAGAAAGCUCGUGAUCCGUUAUGCAAGCCUUUUCUCACGCCGUGAUGUAAUGCGCGCAUGUCUGCGGUCUGUUUCCAACACCUUCAUGCCUUACUGUACUUACUGUGUUAAUCAUAGGUUUCAGUUUGUUACCACCACAAUAUGCUGGGUCCCGCGUCUUGUUUCUAGGCCAACUGUUUCACUUCGUUUAUGCUUUCAGCUGUCUUUCUUUUUCACGACAUUGCGCCACACUUUUCCAUCAAGAAUCACAAUUAGGGCGGUAAGAACUCAAUAAGCAAUGAAGCAUUUCUAGACAUUAAGUAGUCCAACUACACAGUGACAAAUAAACUACAAAAGAAUUUU